Penaeus vannamei (Pacific white shrimp) is the source of this 1851-nucleotide messenger RNA. RefSeq names its product mast/stem cell growth factor receptor kita. The record is from RefSeq and is a predicted model, not a curated record. Gene Ontology annotation, biological process: protein phosphorylation; cell surface receptor protein tyrosine kinase signaling pathway; multicellular organism development. Gene Ontology annotation, cellular component: signaling receptor complex; plasma membrane. NCBI's taxonomy places the organism in Eukaryota, Metazoa, Arthropoda, Malacostraca, Decapoda, Penaeidae. Gene Ontology annotation, molecular function: transmembrane receptor protein tyrosine kinase activity; ATP binding.
CUAUUUUCGAUUGCGCUACACAAAUAUUUACAACAAGGGAUGCCAGAUAUGCUACUAACAAAUUCUCUAUAGAUGUGAGAUACGUAAAACAGUCCAGCCCCUAUGGUAUCCCGAACAAAUGAUAAUACCCAUCUUAUUGUUGACAAACAAGUCUGGACUUUCCGAUUACGAAGGCUGUGUGUUGAUACGCACUUGGUCAGCAUUUCCCGUAUCACUUCAGUGGCUCAUUGCUCGGUUUUUGUUGCUAGUGCGUAGCUGAAACUACUUAUUAGACCUUUUUGAACAGUCAUUGCUUCUUGUACAAGAGGCUGUGAGUAGGGUCUUAAGAGAAAAUACUUUUGAGGAGUUUGUGUGAUUGCGGGACGUCACUUACGAGCGAGGUGGUUUUAUUACCGUUACUUUUUAUUGAAUCCUUGUUAUGGUUCUUGUUGGUCAUAUGUAAACAGGGAAGCUAAGAUUCUUCUGAAGAUGUUUCAAAAUUUAGGCAAGAAGCGACAGUGGAAAGUGGAAGACUCGGAUCCCCAGCAAGAACUUCACAAAUGUGUCCAAGGGGCAACACUGGAGGUCUUGAGAAGCAACAUAUGCUUUGUGUGAAAUUUACAGGUAAACAACUUGGCACUGGAGCCUAUGGUCCUUCUUUCAAGGCCAAAUUGACAGACCACCCUGGUGGGUCCUCUGAUAUUGUGGUUAGAAAAUAUAAGAUCCCAAAGGAUAGGUGCACUGGUCAUGAGGUCUUUGAAGAACUCAGAGUGAGGCUACACAUUGGAAAACAUGUUAACAUUGUUAAUUUGAUUGGGGUCAACACUUUGAAUAUUUCCAAAGGUAAACUGUGGAUGCUUUUAGAAUAUUGUGAGUUAGACGUCUUGUCCUUUCUGCGAAGGAACCACAGUCGCUACAAAGAGGAGGGGCCUGACAGUUCAGCAACAAGACUUGCACAGCGGCAAUAUGAUAAUGAUCCAGAAUCCAGUGACGUUAACAAAAUUCCAAGCAUACAUAAAGAUUUAAACAGAAGAUGCCUAUUACUGUGGGGAAAGCAGGCAGCAGAAGGGAUGGAUUUCCUAGCAAGUAAAAGUGUUGUGCAUGGGAGUUUAUGUGCUGCAAACCUGCUACUUACAAGUAAUGGUAUUGUAAAAGUGACUGGGUUCGAAAGACCACAGGAGAUUUACAUAGACACAAAACAUAUAAUUAGAGAUGAGAUCUCCCUGUCAUUAAAAUGGAUGGCAACAGAGACCCUAAGUGAAAGAACAUUUAGUAUCAAGAGUGACAUUUGGGCCUAUGGUAUUGUUCUUUGGGAAAUAUUUUCUCUUGGUUCGACUCCAUAUCCGGACAUACCUGUAACAACAGACUUCAUUGACAAAUUAGUAAAUGGAUUGCGCAACAAAAAGCCAAAAUGUGCCAAGGACUUUGAGUAUAAUUUGAUGUUAGCGUGCUGGGGGCAUGAUCCACUAUCAAGACCUACUUAUUCGGAAAUUAUACAUCAAUUGCAAGAGGUUUUAGAAAAGUAGUGUACUGAGGAGUACUGAGUUUUACAGAGCUGACAAUCUCCAUCGUUGUACAUCAGAAAACAGGAAGAUUUGUUGAUGUCUGGUAGAAAAGUUGUCUGUUUCAAUAGCUCAGGUCUCUUGCAGACAGGUUAUCCAAUGUGUUAUUUAAGACAUCUGUUGAGGUCAAAGAAUAUCUGAUUGAGAGGGAACAUCUAGACACAUUUGUGUUUUUCAGAUUACAGUAGGUGUGACCUGCCAAAAUUAUGCAAUGCAUGUGUUAAGCAUACUGUGAAAGCCUUGCUGGAAAAGGAGGCUUGACAAGUAGACCACGAUGAGAAAAAAAUGAAAAUAUAUGUCUUUGUUUAUU